AUGGCGUCGCCGCCGGAGCACGCCGCCCUCACCGACUACGAGCGCCGCCGGCAGGAGAACAUCGGGCGCAACGAAGUCAUCCUCGCCUCCCUACGCCGCAAGGCCGCCGAGCUCACCGCCAUCAUCAAGCUCUCGCGCCCCAGGAAGCAGCCCCGCGCGAGCCGCGCCGCGCCAGCGGGCCCCGUCCGCCGCUCCCUCCGCGCCCAGGGCCUCCCUCCUCCUCCCCACGACCCUUCCGCAUUCGCGGCCGCGCCCCGUCCCCGCAGCACCCGGCUCUCCGCCUCCCUCGCCUCCUCCAUCCUCACCUCCGCCUCCCCUCCCGCGCCGGAGGCUAAGGCCCGCGGCGGCGGGGCCGGCUUCGACCCGGGGACGGAGCUGGUGCUGACGACCUCCCACGUGAGGAGGGUUGUGCCGGCUGACAGGAUACUGUCGGUGCGGGUACUGCCGCUGGUGGACCGCACCGUGGUGGCGGUGGGGAGCAAUCUGGGGCAUGUUGGCUUCUGGGACGUGGACUGCGCUGUGGUGGACGACCGUGGCGACGGCGCACACGGGGUGUUCGAGUAUAUGCCUCACCUGGGCCCUGUGGGAGCCAUCGUUGCGCACCCGGCCACGCCGCAGAAGAUUUACAGCUGUAGCUAUGAAGGGGAAAUGUGUCUCAUGGACCUUGAGAGAGAGAACUUUAAUAUUACCCAGCUAUCUGACUAUCCUAUUUUCUCACUUUGUCAAGCACCAAAUAGCCCCAGCUGUCUAUAUUUUGGUGAAAGAAGAGAUCUGAAACUUUUUGAUGAGAGGAUGGGUAAGGUGUCAACCAUAUGUAAUGCACAUGCUGGCCGAAUCAACUCAAUAGAUUUUCAUCCAGAGAACACAUAUAUGUUGGCCACAAGUUCAAGAGAUGGAACUGCCUGUAUAUGGGAUUUGAGAACCAUGAAGAAGGAAGCAGAGAGCUUGGUGGUUCUUGAACAUCACAGAGGUCUUCAGUCAGCCUAUUUUUCACCAAGUGGCUGCAUGAUUGCAACUACAAGCCUAGAUGCUACUGUCCGAGUUUUUAGUGUGGAUAACUUUGAAAACUCUCACACAGUGGAGCGAAAUAACAGUAUCUGCAGAUGUCUUUCUACAUUCAAGGCAAUCUGGGGCUGGAAUGACACGGACCUGUUUAUUGGAAAUACGACACGGGCAAUAGAUGUCAUCUCAGUUGAUCUGAAUGACACUUGCAUUACAGCUACAAACAAUGCAUCUCUCGUGAGUGAACAUAUGAUUUCCAUCCCGUACCGGUUUUCUGCACACCCCUAUAAAGUUGGCCACAUUGCGUGUUCGAGCUCCGGCGGCAAAGUAUUUCUUUGGACCAGAGCAUGAAGCAAGAAGAUUCAAAUGACUGAUUAUUUCGACUCAGCUUUUGGUAAGCUGUUAAUUUUGAUGGUUGCAACAACCAAAACCUUGUUUCAUACCCUCGAGACAUAGGCACUGGUUGAGAUUUUGAUGACCAAUGCUAUGCCGUAUUUAGAUGAUGUACAAACAAGUACAACUGCCUUUUGUCUAGUUAUGAGCAAUAUAUUAGAAGUUUAGCA
Molecule: messenger RNA, 1565 nt
Organism: Oryza brachyantha (malo sina)
Lineage: Eukaryota; Viridiplantae; Streptophyta; Magnoliopsida; Poales; Poaceae
Product: WD repeat-containing protein 76-like
Exons: 4
Coding region: 1-1353 (450 amino acids)
Biological process (GO): regulation of DNA damage checkpoint
Cellular component (GO): nucleus
Molecular function (GO): protein binding; DNA binding
Source: RefSeq, a predicted model, not a curated record